AUGAGCGUGUCGUCGUCCAUGGCCAUGAGCAAGAAGGCGUCGUCGUUGGUAGUGGCGGCGAGCAUGAGCGCCGUGGAGGCGCUCAAGGACCAGGCGGGGCUGUGCCGGUGGGACUACGCGCUCCGUUCGCUCUACAACCGCGCCGCCGCCGCCAAUAAGGUCGUCGUCACUGGCCGCGCCGUGCCGGUGUCGCUCUCGUCGUCCCAGGCCGCGGGCGCGGCCUCCACUCCCGCGGCCGCCGGCAGGGCCGCCAGGCCCAGGCGGUCGGAGGAGGAGAAGCUGCACAAGGCGUACCACCUCGUCUGCUGGGGCCCUAAUUAG
Miscanthus lutarioriparius is the source of this 321-nucleotide messenger RNA. The record is from the annotation of a GenBank genome assembly. NCBI's taxonomy places the organism in Eukaryota, Viridiplantae, Streptophyta, Magnoliopsida, Poales, Poaceae.